Molecule: messenger RNA, 2588 nt
Organism: Notolabrus celidotus (New Zealand spotty)
Lineage: Eukaryota; Metazoa; Chordata; Actinopteri; Labriformes; Labridae
Gene: mmp24
Product: matrix metallopeptidase 24
Biological process (GO): collagen catabolic process; extracellular matrix organization; proteolysis
Cellular component (GO): extracellular matrix
Molecular function (GO): metalloendopeptidase activity; zinc ion binding
Source: RefSeq, a predicted model, not a curated record
AUGGGCGCUCGUCAAGUGUAGGACACCAAUAGCGCGCCUGUACUGGCGAACCGGGAGAGAGCGAGAGACAACAGAAAAACACUAAGAGAGGAACAUGGGUAUGAAGCAGGAGAACACGGACUGUUUCUCCCGGUAAAUAAGCGGAGACGAGCCUGGAAAUCACCGGCGGAGAGCGGAGGGGGGGAUUUCGGGGACACAGCCAUGGCGACGGGAGGAGGAGGCGUGAAGCGAAGGAGGAAAGCGGGGCUCCCGGGAUUGUGCUGGAAAACCUGCUACUUUCCCAUUUUGUUCUGGGUCGUUUCUGUCUGUGGAGAGGAGAACACGUUGAUUGUGGAGACGUGGCUGAAGAACUACGGUUACCUGCUGCCUCAUGACGUCCGCACGUCAGACCUGCGGCAGGAGAAAGCCAUGCAAUCCGCCGUGGCCGCCAUGCAGCGCUUCUAUGGCAUUCCUGUGACGGGAAUACUGGACGAGACGACUAUAGAGUGGAUGAGGAGACCUCGCUGUGGUGUCCCAGAUCAUCCUCACACCAGCCGCCGUCAGAGGAAUAAACGCUACGCACUGACGGGGCAGAGGUGGAGAGAAAAAAAGAUUUCCUACAGCAUAUCAAACUUCACCCCUAAAGUGGGAGAGAAGGACACUCAGAGAGCGAUCCGACAAGCCUUCAACGUGUGGCAGACCGUCACUCCUCUCUCCUUCCAGGAGGUGCCGUACUCGGAGAUCAAGAACGAGGGGAAGGAGGCUGACAUCAUGAUCUUCUUUGCCUCUGGUUUCCAUGGUGACAGCUCUCCAUUCGAUGGAGAGGGGGGUUUCCUGGCCCACGCGUACUUCCCUGGUGCUGGGAUUGGAGGAGACACACACUUUGACUCUGAUGAGCCCUGGACGCUGGGCAACGCCAACCAUGAUGGUAAUGAUUUGUUCCUGGUGGCGGUGCACGAAUUGGGUCAUGCGUUGGGUUUGGAGCACUCCAACGAUCCCAGUGCCAUCAUGGCUCCUUUCUAUCAGUACAUGGACACACACAACUUCAAACUGCCGCUUGAUGACCUGCAGGGCAUACAGAAAAUCUAUGGCAUCCCCACAGCCAUGCUUGAGCCCACCAGGCCGUUACCCACCUUACCUUCUCGACGGAUCCACUCCACCUCAGACCGAAAGCCCGACCGUAACUCUCGUCCGGCCAGGCCAUCCGGAGACCGGCCUGCGCUGCCUGGAAACGGCAAGCCCAACAUCUGUGACGGCAACUUCAACACUGUGGCCUUCUUCAGACGGGAGAUGUUUGUCUUUAAGGAUCGGUGGUUUUGGCGUCUGAGGAACAACAAGGUGCAGGAGGGUUAUCCCAUGCAGAUCGAUCAGUUUUGGAAGGGUCUGCCUCCUCGCAUCGACGCCGCCUACGAGAGGUCUGACGGAAAAUUUGUCUUCUUCAAAGGAGAUAAGUACUGGGUGUUUAAGGAGGUCACAGCUGAGCCCGGAUACCCUCACAGUCUAGUGGAGUUGGGCAGCUGCCUCCCCAAAGACGGCAUCGACACGGCGCUGCGCUGGGAGCCGAUGGGAAAAACCUACUUCUUCAAAGGAGACCAGUACUGGCGUUACAACGAGGAGAAACGCACAGCCGACCCAGGAUACCCCAAACCCAUCGCCGUGUGGAAGGGGAUACCAGAAGGACCACAGGGGGCCUUCAUCAGCAGGGAGGGAUACUACACAUACUUCUACAAGGGGAAGGAAUACUGGAAGUUCGACAACCAGAAGCUGACGGUGGAACCCGGAUACCCCAAAUCCAUCCUACGUGACUGGAUGGGCUGCGACCAGUCUGAUAUAGAGCGCUCAGGCAGCAAGGGUAACCGUGGCGACCGCCAGCUGCCUCUCGACGAUGUGGACAUCAUGGUAACCAUCAACGACGUCCCAACGACAGUCAACGCCAUCGCUGUGGUGAUCCCCUGCAUCCUAUCACUGUGCAUCCUAGUUUUGGUGUACACGAUUUUUCAGUUUAAAAACAAAGGAGUGCAGCAGAACACCAUGACGCCGCACUACUACAAGUACCCUGUUCAGGAGUGGGUAUGACAGGACACUCUCCUUUGAAGAGGUCAAAGGUCGUGGAUUAAAGGCGGUCAUGCAGUUGACAUGUUGUUGGCUUGCAACCAAUGGACGAUCAAUGCUGAACGAUAAGUAAAUGUGCUAGCUAGAAAUCAAAGGGCGCACACUUAAAAUACUCUGCAAAGUAGUUUUAGACAUCGCCUCAGAGUUUUUGUGUGUCUGUGCAACAGAGAAGGCCUGUCUUGUGACAAAAGCACUUCAGUAUAAAACAGAAAAGGACACUGAUUUUGUGAUUUCCCAUUCGCCAGCCAGAGAGGGAGCUUCAAACAAACAUGGCUGAAGACAACAAGGAGCAGUCUUCAAGGACUCCAGGCCGAUGUGAUUGACUACCGUCAGAUAAACAUUUUCUGUCUUCUGACACCUGGUUUGCCGACAACUUCUCUGGCUUGGUGAAUUGGGGUCUUGAGAUCAAUACUGAACUUUUACUACUUCUUUUGGGACCUACAACACGACUCUCCUUCUCAGCGGAAAGAAAAAAUAUCAAGAAAGAGGAUUUGGAG